This is a messenger RNA of Mytilus trossulus (common blue mussel), 1034 nucleotides long. RefSeq lists its product as uncharacterized. The coding region runs from base 141 to 971 and encodes 276 amino acids. Lineage: Eukaryota; Metazoa; Mollusca; Bivalvia; Mytilida; Mytilidae. The transcript has 4 exons. The record is from RefSeq and is a predicted model, not a curated record.
UGUGUUAUCUAAAUGUAAACUUAAUAAUCCUAGUCCAUUCAUUGUAAUAUCCGUAACUUCUCCUAUAAAUAUGGAAGCACAUUUACAAUUGUAUAUAAACAAAAGCACGUGGAGAAACAACUUCAAAAUAUGAAAACAAUAUGUUGACACAGAUUUAUACAGUAUGCACAUUUAUUGCCAUGGUCUUCGCGCACGGUAGACUUAUAUCUCCUCCUGGUAGAUCCACAAUGUGGCGCUAUGGGUACAACACACCUAAGAAUUACAACGAUAACCAGAUGUCUUGUGGAGGAUUUUAUAAACAAUGGACACUUAAUGGAGGAAAAUGUGGCGUAUGUGGUGACCCAUGGAACGAGGCUCAUGAUAACGAGGCUGGAGGAAAAUAUGCAACAGGAACCAUUGUUAGUCAAUACAAGACAGGACAAAACAUUCAGGUUAAAGUUCAGAUCACUGCUACUCAUCGUGGAUAUUUUGAGUUCCGUCUUUGUCCGGUUAACAAUCCCCGUCAGCCAGCCACUCAAGCUUGUCUAGAUAGGAACCUUCUUAAACAACAUAAUGGUCAGUCGAAGUUCUAUGAACCAGGGGCAAUCGGAACAUAUACAGUUGAUCUUGUUCUUCCUCAAGGUUUAACAUGUACACAGUGUGUAUUACAGUGGAAAUGGAAUACUGGGAACUCAUACAACUGUGAUAAUAACCAUAACUGCUGUAUUGGUUGUGGACCACAAGAACAGUUCUAUGGGUGUUCAGAUAUAGCUAUUUUGUCGUCUGGGACAAGUCAGUUUUCUCAUACUGGUGUUCAACAAGAACACCCAGUCGGAUUUUUACCCAUUUCAGGACAUAAUGUUAGAACAUGCCAGGCAACCCCACUGUUCAAAAGUCGGUAUCCUUAUGCAGACAGAUAUUGUUUAUUACAAUGCAACCAGAAUAAAUGUCCACCAAGUACAUACUGCACUGAUGCUUGUAGAAUCCACUAAAUGUGGACACACUUUACAAAAUGUAUACUCAUUUACUUGCCUUUUAUUUGAUACAAACUUUAU